Messenger RNA from Notodromas monacha, 2259 nucleotides. NCBI's taxonomy places the organism in Eukaryota, Metazoa, Arthropoda, Ostracoda, Podocopida, Cyprididae. The record is from the annotation of a GenBank genome assembly.
AUGACUAACCCUUUGUUGGGGCCAACUAUUUGGGGUCGUCCAGAAAUCGAAGGACGAAUUUUAUGCGGGGAAUAUGGGGUCAAACUUCACGUGAUUGAAAAACACGAGGUUGACAAUCAAUCGGUAUUUGUUCAUGAGCUUAUUGCAAGCAAUUGCUCAAAAUCUAUCAACGAGGAAACGGUUAAUGACCUUUACGAUGAACCAAAUGUCAUUCAUAUCAUCAAUUAUGAAGGGAGAAACCAUUUUGAACCCGUUUUACCUGUUGAUGGCGAAACUUCUGUUUUAACUUUACCUUAUUCUGGGGAAUCAAAAACACCUUCCCAAGAAAACCCUGAACGCAUUAUUCAGGCAGCGCCAUCUGUUGAUGAGGAAAACAAUCAAUUCCUUGCAAAAUAUUCCAAACAAUUCAACUCGAAUCAGCGGCCGAAAUUGGCAGAGGAUUGGUCAGAAACUAUCGACGAAGCAAAGGCAAAUGCUGACUUUAAAAUCCUGAAAAUAUCCACGGAUGAAGCAUUGGGCCAAGUUUUGAAAUUUAUGCAGAUUCUAAUAAAAACAGUUUGGACAGUUCUUCGGCCAAUGAUUAUCCAAUGGCAAUGGAUUGUCAAAGGUGAACUUACUGAGCGAGUCAUUUCUUUCAAAACACCUGAAAGUCAAUCCUUUGAGACCCUCAAUUUGAGAGAAAUUGAAAAUGAGGAAGACUUGAUCCAAGAGCUCUCUUCAAAGGGAAGCUUUGAUUUAUCAUUAUUACUUGGGACUUUGAAAUCAAGGCUUCAGGAUGCUGGUCAAUUCAACGGCGAUUUACUCACCAUACAGCUAAAUACCAGCAAAGAAUUUGACACUUGGAGGUUAAUUGAUUAUGCUGCAAGGGAUAAUGACAGUUUGUCCCUGAGGCUUCUCUUGCUCUUGGGUGACUGGGAUUUAAUUAACCAAGCGGAAAUAAUGACUAACCCUUUGUUGGGGCCAACUAUUUGGGGUCGUCCAGAAAUCGAAGGACGAAUUUUAUGCGGGGAAUAUGGAGUCAAACUUCACGUGAUUGAAAAACACGAGGUUGACAAUCAAUCGGAAUUUGUUCAUGAGCUUAUUGAAAGCAAUUGCUCAAAAUCUAUCGACAAGGAACAGGUUUAUGCCCUUUACAAUGAACCAAAUGUCAUUCAUAUCAUCAUCAAUGAAGGGAAAAGCCAUUUUGAACCCGUGUUACCAAGUUCACCUGCUGAUGGUGAAAGCCCAGUUCCUACUGGGGAAUCAAGAACACCUUCCCAAGAAAACCUUAAACCAAAUAAUUCGGCAUCGCCAUCUCUUGAAGAGAAAAGCACUGAAUUACUUGCAAAAUAUUCCAAAAAAUUCAACUGGGAUCAGUGCAACUCGAAUGAAGAUCAGCUACGGGAAAAUUUGCUGCGCAAAGAUAAUAACACGAAACAAACUGUCUGGCACAAAUUAGCAAGUGAAGGAAGCAUUGAAAUGCUAAAGAAACUCCGGGAAUGGGGCAAGGAAAAACACCAAUUGGAUGUGUUCAUUGGCGACUCACAAGAAGAUUUCCAAAACCCAUUGCGGGUACUGAAAAUGAAGCUUCUUGGGUGGUGUGGAGUAGGAAAAUCCACCCUUGUUGAAACUCUGAAAACUGGCUAUAUUGCUAUAUUGCAUUGGUUCAGAAGGAGUAAAUCCACGGGUUCUGCACUUGUUUGGGGUUUGGAUCAUUCCUUCAAAAAAGACCAAGGCAAGGUUGCUCCAGCAUCCGCUUGGAACCAGACCCAAAAACUUGCUGGAUUUCCAAGGCCAGGCAUGGAGAGUAUGAGAGAAAAAUUGGAAAAGAACCACGGCCAAGGGUUGGACAUAUUCCCAAAGGUGUUUCUUUUGGAUUGUCAUGCAGCCUUGUCACAGGGUGUGAAAGAGCUCAAGGCUACCCUGGCUCUGUUAAUGUUAUCAUUGCUGAGGGGCGUGUCCGGUCAGCCGCUGGUCGGUCAAUUCACGGUCGCGCAUCUGCUGGUCAUCAAGCGCCGGUCGGUCCAACCGCCAGCCAGGGCAGUUCUUGGCCCCGUCAAUCCCCAGCCCACCAAACUGCGGUUUGGUCACCCGAUUGUCGGGGCACCCGAACAAUCGGGAUGGACUCUAGAGUCCAAAUUGAGGGUAGAGUAUGCCCUGCCUGCCACACCAGCCAAAGAUGGAUAUGCUGGACAAACUGUCAGGCACAAAGGAGCAAUUCAAGGAAUCAUUGAAAUGCUACAGAAACUCCAGGAAUCUGGCAAGAUCGAAGAAGUCUAA